Eurytemora carolleeae is the source of this 1493-nucleotide messenger RNA. Its product is annotated as muscle M-line assembly protein unc-89. The record is from RefSeq and is a predicted model, not a curated record. Bases 20 to 1228 code for a protein of 402 amino acids. Gene Ontology annotation, molecular function: DNA binding. Gene Ontology annotation, biological process: transcription by RNA polymerase II. Lineage: Eukaryota; Metazoa; Arthropoda; Copepoda; Calanoida; Temoridae. The transcript has 5 exons.
AUGAUAAACAACAUAUAAAAUGUGUCAAUUUAGGUCUUACUCUGAAUUCCUGGAAGGUAUAGUGGUGCAGAUAAAUCAUAAAAGGAAAUGUAGUGAGACCACAGACAGGAAUGAUCCUCCGAUAAAGAAGAUUAAACAUGAAUCAGAAGAAUAUAUUGAAGAUAUGAAGGAUGUGGAUUUGGUGAAGGAUAUUGAAACUUUCAAUGAUAAAUCUGAAAACCUGACAAGUGUUCCAACAGCAGAUGAAAGCAAAGAUGAUGAAGGAAAGUCAAAAAUCCAGGAAGAAAAAGAACAAGAAGCACAAGAUUCCAAUGAAAAACUGAAGGUUGAGAAAAGGAACACAGAGCUGACACUGGAAAACUCUGAUCUUUCAAAAAGCAAUAUUAGGCUACAGAAGGAAAAGGAGGAAUUAUCAGCAGUUGUUGAUUCCAUCAAGAAUAAGUUGACUGAAUUCUCAUUAAAUCUACCAGUUCCUACAGCUGAGGAGGGGAGUUCAGGAGAUACAGGAGAGGAUGGUUUAAUUGCCCAACUUACCAACCUGAUCAAUCAGAACAGGGAUUUAAAGAAAAAUGUUAGUGAGUCACAGCAGUUAGUUCAGGACCUGAAGAAAGAUAAGCUCAAAGAUACAACUGAGAUUGCAAGACUAAAGGGGGAGUUACAGAAGAAUGAAAGUGACUCACAGCAGUUAGUUCAGAACCUGAAGAAAGAUAAGCUCAAAGACACAACUGAGAUUGCAAGACUAAAGAAGAAUGAAAGUGACUCACAGCAGUUAGUUCAGAACCUGAAGAAAGAUAAGCUCAAAGAUACAACUGAGAUUGCAAGACUGAGUAAUGAGCUAGUGACAAAAAAGAAGGUUGGUGAAAUGGAAACCCAAAAAAAAAGUCUUCAGGCUAUCGGAAGAAAAUACGGAGUAAGUCCUUCAUACUCUCCUACAAGUCCUUCAUACUCUCCUACAAGUCCUUCAUACUCUCCUACAAGUCCUUCUUACUCUGCUACAAGUCCUUCAUACUCACAUUCAAGUCCUAAAUACUCUCGUAGAGGGCCUUCUUACUCUCCUACAAGUCCUACAUACUCACAUUCAAGUCCUAAAUACUCUCGUAGAGGGCCUUCUUACUCUCCUACAAGUCCUUCAUACUCUCCUACAAGUCCUUCUUACUCUGCUACAAGUCCUUCAUACUCUCCUCCAAGUCCUACCUACUCUCCUUUAAGUCCUAGCUUCCUACUCUAAUAGAAGCCGAUUUUACUCUCCUAGAAGCCCUUCAUACGCUCAUGGAAGACCUUCUUACUCUCCUACAAGUCCUUCAUACUUACAUUCAAGAAUUAAAUACUCUCGUAGAAGGCCUUCUUACUCUCCUACAAGUCCUACAUACAGCGCUGGUUCUCCUUUAUACUCCCCCUGAUUACAUUUCCGGCUUACUCCUUCAAUAUUAUAUCAAAGGGUUCCAUUGUCAUUAAAUUGUGAUCAAUAUUUGAGAAAAAUGCUUUUGCUUUUA